CUGUACAAAACGACUAAUUGAAUAUUAAUGAAGUCGUUUAUUGGCUCAUACACGUGCCAAUCCUAAAGUGCCAAUUCUCUAGGUUGGCUGAACCCCUUGUAUAUUAUUACUGGGGACCAGGCUAAAAGUAGAAAUGUUGCGGAUCCGCGGCACUGGGAAAGGCUGAAUGGAAUCAACAUUGAGCACAAAUAAAAAUCGUCAACACUCAACCGGAGCACCCAAAACAUUGUCUUACAAAAAUACUGGCUUCUUGUAGUUCUCCCUAGACGUCCUGACCCUCAGCCUCCCCAUGCCUCCAUCUCCCCUCGACGACAGAAUUGUGGUGGCGCUGCCAAGGCCGAUCCGACCUCAGGAACUCCGACUGUGCCUGGACACCAGCUACCUGGACACCACCGUCACCAGCCACAGCAGCAAGGCAACGGUCAUCAGCACCACGGUGGUGAAGAUCCGGGCGACCAACCUCACGUAUAUGCCCUCAUCCAACGGCUCCACACGCUCCCUGUCGUGUGGAUGCAGCAGUGCCAGCUGCUGCUCGGUCACCACCUACGAGAAGGACAGCCAGCACAACCAGCGCCACCAGCAUAGCCACCAGAGCCACGUGAGCCAGGUGAGCGCCAGCAGCCCCAACCUCAGCUAUGCUGGACCCACCUCUUCCUCCAACUCCAUGGGCAUGGUCCACCAUGAGGCCUUUAGUGACCCCAGUCUCACCUCAGGCUCACCCAAGGCUCUAGGGUCCACCAUCCGGGUCAUCCACCCCAAUGAGCUGGCCAAGCGAAUGGCCAGAUGCCCCAUGGGACACCUGGUCGGGCCGGUCCCAGUCAUCAUCGAUUGCCGACCCUUCAUGGAGUACAACAAGAGCCACAUCCAGGGCGCGGUACACAUCAACUGUUCGGACAAGAUCAGCCGGCGGCGGCUGCAGCAGGGCAAGAUCACAGUGUUGGACCUCCUGUCAUGCCGCGAAUCUUCCGGCAAGGACUCCUUCAAAAGCAUCUUCUCCAAAGAGAUCGUGGUGUAUGACGAAAAUACCAUGGAUCCCCAGAGGGUGACUUCCUCGCAGCCCCUCCAUGUGGUCCUGGAUUCGCUGAGGAGGGAGGGCAAGGACCCCAUCGUUCUCAAAGGGGGCCUCAGCUCCUUUAGACAGAACCACCAGAGCCUGUGUGACCACUCCCUCCACCUCCACGAGAGCCUGGACGCCAGCAUGGGCGUCAGUGGGGCCUCCGGCCACACAGGGGUGCUACCUCACUCCAUGUCCCUGCCCUCCACGCCGGACAUCGAGAAUGCCGACCUGACGCCAAUUCUGCCCUUCCUCUACUUGGGCAAUGAGCACGACGCGCAGGACGCCCACAGGCUGCAGCGCUACAACAUCAGCUUUGUGCUUAACGUUACCACCCACCUGCCGCUCUACCAUUACGAUACGGGUCUCUUCAGCUACAAGCGGUUGCCCGCAACUGACAGCAACAAGCAGAACCUGCGCCAGUACUUUGAGGAGGCAUUUGAAUUCAUCGAGGAAGCACAGCAAGCAGGGAUGGGCCUCUUGAUCCACUGCCAGGCGGGUGUGUCUCGCUCGGCCACCAUUGUCAUCGCCUACCUGAUGAAGCACACCUGGAUGACCAUGACAGACGCCUACAAGUUCGUCAAGACUCGGCGGCCCAUCAUUUCACCCAACCUUAACUUCAUGGGCCAGCUGCUUGAGUUCGAGGAGGACUUGAACAACGGUGUCACGCCGCGCAUCCUCACGCCAAAGCUCAUUGGGGUGGAGACCAUGGUUUAAGGAGGACACCUGCCAUUCCUGCUUUAGGAGGACAUCCAACAGGCUACUCUUAAAGGCUGAUUCUGAGAGAGAUAUCUUUAUUUCAGAAUCUCCUAAUCAUGCUCUUUUGGGACUGUCACAGGAGUGCCAAAGUUCUUGAGAUGAGAUACGCCAAAAAUCCCAGCUGUUCUGAACUGGCCGGCUUCCCGGAGGAACAGCAGUGUUGGGGAGAGAAAACGGUCAGUGGGAAGCUGUCUGUGCAUGACAACGGAGGAGCAAAAACAUGGAAGGAAAGGAAAAUAGAUGAACUAUUUUGAGAGAAAAAAACACCAUGUUCUGUGGGGACUGAGCAAUUUAGUAGUUAUAGAAACUGAACUCUUCAGGCUCACACUGUGCUGUGGCUCAUGGUUAAUGUUGCAGGCAGGCUGGGAACGAGCUGGCCGAGGCGGUGCCUGUCAGAAAAGAUGAAGACUUGUUUGGUGUGUUGAUGUUCUUGUUCUAUUUUUAUACAGGAGUUUAUGGGAGUGACCAUGACAAGCCCAAAGUGGCUUACUGUGCAAUAAUUUCUGAGUGGACUGCGCCUGAGAGCUUGAUAUUAUGUGUAUAUAUGGGUAUUCAAUGACGAUUAAACAUUUCCAGCUCGCCGCUGAUUUGACAUGAAGUACCUUUUUUUAUUUUUUAUUGUUGUUGUUCUCAAUUCCGUAUUUUUUGGCACAUACAAUUGAGCUGUUACGUUUGGCACACAUUAGAUUGUCUGUGUUUUUUGUUUUCCAACUGUGUUUUUCCAUUGCCCAUCACCAUCAACCAUACCAUUUGUUUUUAGUAAUACAUUUACUGCCAUAAAGAGCUUUGUACCACAAGUUUACUGAAAGCAGAUAUAUUGCUCCUCAAACAAAAUGGUGGUAAUCCUGUUUUAAGUAUUACUUCAGUUGUAAAGUAGAUUUGAGGACUAUUCUGUGUUUCCUUUUAAAUAAUGUACCCUCACUUCUAACCUGUCCCUCUUUUAAUGUAGUGUCUAACCUCUCCAGAUAUAUUUGGGUAUAGUUGCCCUUAUAGAGUAUGAUUUACUACAUUACAAAGUAACACAGUUCUGAGAUGACCUUGAAUUGGGCCUCUGGCAUCAAACGAGACAUUGUAUGAAGGGUCAUUGUUAAAAGUCAGACCUGUCGUAGAAGGAAGGUACUGUAACCCCUUUCUAAUAUUUUGAAACCUCCCAGUCCUGCCUCUAAGCUAAGCUAACGGGGAGCUCUUGUUCUGCCACUUCGUGUAACACCAAGCUCAGUACUUGUGCCUCUAUCUAUGCCUUAACUAACACCUAUCUUUUCUCCACUGGAUCUUUUUGCGGCACUGUAUAGUACAGGCCAUCAUCACAUGCAGACAGAAGCAGCCGAGCAGGCUGGGGUCGACUACACGGCCUGCGGAUGCAAACCAAACCUUCAGCAGCAGCAGUCAACUCUGUGAUACAUUCAAAAUGAUAUUAAGGCAGUUUGCACACAGUUUCACUCCAAAGAGCCUGUCACAGAAUUUGUUUUAAAACCAAAUUUCACUAAUGGACUCUGUGCUGCUUUGGUUUUUAAGGCACUUUGGGCUAUUUAGAUAAUGUGUAUUUUAAAAUGACUAUGAUCUGGUGCUGAAUCUGAUAUUUGAAAGGAGAAUUGAGAUCCUGACCAACUUAUAGUCUAGGCCUCUUCCACACAGGCUGUGCUGAAGCAAAAAAGUAUGUUAUGAUGGCUGUGUGUGUGACUCCGCGCUGAGCUUUUGAAUCUCAUCAAAGACGAGUCACUGAAAUGUUUCCUUGCAUAAUGCAUGCUGUUUCAAACAAGGUGAUGUGCAGCCACUUAGCUGCUAAUUAUGUUGAUGCUCAGUUUUGGCCCUAACUAGCGUUAGCAUUAGGGUUAGCGCGACAACUCAAACAAUGGUAGACUAUACAACGAAAGACAAAAUAGGGUCGUAAUUCAAUAGGGCAUGCAAUGCUUAAAAAAUUUCACAACAGAAAAUGGAAAUUUGAGUUUUCAUUGGAUAAGGGGGUCCGGCCCGCAAGGGGGCCCAAAAUUGGGCGGGAUAACUCAAUAUACUUUAAAAUGCCUAAAACCAAAUCAAAACUGGAAAUUAGAAUGGACCUACAUUUAUAUAGUUUCUUGACUGUAUCCAGCUCGCUAAUAUUCACGUAAAUUAAAGCUAGACAGUAUCGAAAAUUCUAAAAAUGAUGGAUAGAUUCAAGUUUUGGAUAGAUGCAAAUUUAGAUGCACAUUUUUACGCCGUGGAAAUAAAACACAUUUUCAGUGCGGCACUCCGGAUCUCGUUAAAGACCGCCCGGGGCAAUUUUUUGGGGACACCCCUGAUUUAGUGCUUGAUGAAUACGACCCAGAAACAAAGACAAAACAUGGAGUCAUAUACAAGUGUCUGAAUAAAUUAGGAAAAUUAUACUUAAAUAUGCUUAGCACGCGCAGUCAUAAUAUUUGUGUGGCAGUGUCCUUGGGGUUUGAACUGAAGUUACUUUGCAUAUAGGUUAUAUACAUACUGUUGCUACUGCUGCACCCAAAACCUCAUGAUUAUUCAUCGGAUAGUCCACUCAAGAAAACAUUUGAGAGUUUAGGGAGACUACAAGACAAAUUAAGCAAAUUGAGGUGUUCUUUAGGAGAUUGCACAGCUAAAGAGAGUACAAAGCAUUCAUCUAUCCACAAAUUAUCUAAGUAUUGGGGUAAUAAAUUCUAUUUUUUGAAUUCUCACCUAUUCUUCCUGUCUUCAGUUGCUAUUAUCAUUUACAGUACAUUGGUGUAUAUUGGUGCUAUACAAACACUGUACGUGGAUAUGACUGGUCUUCAAAAGUUUACCAUACGUUUGUAGCUUGUACAUUUACAGUAUAUGAAAUGAUAACCAUCUGCAAAAGAAGUACACAUCUGAACCAAUUAAGUAAAAAAUAUAAACCCCCAUUUCUCUUCCACUGGUUCUAAACCUGUUCCCUAUUUGCUUUUGAUUUGUAAUUACAGUGUGGUAUUUGAUUGAUACAUGUUACUGUUGUACAUUCUUCUUCUAUGGUUGGAAAACAAAGCAUGUGUGUUGAGUGUCCCCGGUCGGUUCAUGAGAGACGCUCAUAACUCUCUACUGUCUUUCCAAUGAUGCUCUCUCACUGUGGAUGGCGAGCUUUUAUGCCUCGUUCCAAAUGGCACCCAAUAUCAGCGAUUUGGGGGAUUUUAGUUUCUUGUUAAAAAAGACUGUAAAAUGACCAGGGUGGGUUUACUUUAGGACAUGUAUUCCCACAAAUAGAAAAAUCAUAUCGCAAUGUAAUCAAUAUAUUAAAUUAUUGUUCUUUUCAAAUGCAAUCUCUUUUUGGGGUUUAGCUGUGGUCAAUUUGCAGUUUACAAAUUAUUCAAAUUAUGUUCCGGCCCCCCUCUGACGAAAAUCAGCCCGCGGCUGAAUAUAUUUACCUACCCAUGCCCUCCAUAGUGCACUUAUUUUGAUUAGACUUGUCGAAAGUAGUGCAUUAAAUAGGGAGUAGGGUGCCAUUUGGGAGGCAACUUUUGUGUCUCUCGCCAAGGCGGUUUUGAGUGACAGCUCCCUGAAAGGGAUUCCGGUGUAUGGCUUUUAUUUGGAAAGACACCUCUGCAUUAGAACCAUUUAAAACUGUCAUAUUUGAUUUGGGACUGUUUAUGGCUAGACCUGUUUGAGUUUCUGCUUUGGGCUCGGAGACUCUGGGGAGAACAGGGGGGUCACUAUACAAGUGUAUGUACUUUAACAGUGAGUGUGUGUCUAUAGUUCCGCAGUUAAAGCAUAUACUCUAUAUUCACAACUUUUCUAUGCAUACAUUUAUAUCCAUUACUAUUUUUGCACUGACCUGGAUUUUAUUUUUUCACAAAGGGUGCUAUUAUAAUGGAGGCCUUCUCCCGGACAACACCUUUUUGCAUGACCUGCUUAAUAUUACCCCCUAUGACGGAUCUAUGACUAUGAACCUCUCCUCCUCUCUAUUCUUAAACAGUUGUGGUUUAAGCACUGUAAUUUUGUAAUCCCUUCCCUACGUGUAAGGUUUAAAAUAAACCGAGGCUAAAAGUUU
Oncorhynchus mykiss (rainbow trout) is the source of this 5801-nucleotide messenger RNA. RefSeq names its product dual specificity protein phosphatase 10. Gene Ontology annotation, biological process: negative regulation of JUN kinase activity; peptidyl-tyrosine dephosphorylation. Gene Ontology annotation, cellular component: cytoplasm; cytosol. Gene Ontology annotation, molecular function: MAP kinase tyrosine/serine/threonine phosphatase activity; MAP kinase tyrosine phosphatase activity; protein tyrosine/threonine phosphatase activity. NCBI's taxonomy places the organism in Eukaryota, Metazoa, Chordata, Actinopteri, Salmoniformes, Salmonidae. The record is from RefSeq and is a predicted model, not a curated record.